UGAGGGCACACAAGAAGCAAUGGCAUCUGUAGAGAAUGAAGCAACUCCAUUAUUACUGAAUAAUCAAAAUACACAGGGACGAAUAAGACUCCAUCUGUUUUUCCACCAAAAGGUUAUAGUAAUUAUUUGUUGUGCUAUUUUUUGUUAUUCUUCCUCCCUCUCUCUCUCGCUCACUCUCGCUCACUAGACUUUUAUCUUCGAAUCUUUUCCCACCUCUUUUUCCAGUUGCAUGAUAGUGUGUUUAUAGACAAUUACAGACAGAUGUUUGCAGUGGUUUCUCCUGACAAGUUAAUGUGCAUAGGAGCAUUUAAUAUCCUGAGUGUUUUUGUUCUUUGUUUUUAUUCUUCUGAACAUUUAUUGCCUUGAGUAUUUAGCUUCCUGUGUAAUUAUUGUCCUGAGUAUUUUUUCCUGAGCCUUUAUUGUUCUGCGUAUUUGCUGUCCUGAGUAUUUAUUCUGAGUAUUUUAUGUUCUACAAAUUUAUUUACAUUACAUUUACAGCAUUUAGCAAAUGUUAUUAUUACGAGUGACUUACAGAAUGCUAUGUACUCUCUAUCAAAAACACAUCCUCAUGCUAGUUCACUAUCUAAAAGCUAAAAUCCUGUUGGAGGAGGUUAAUACAACAUGAAAGAAAAAAAAGUCAAGGGAUUAAAAAAUUGUAUAGCAUUAAGAUUAAAGUCAAACUAAGAUGUCUGUAUUUGAUAACAUGUAUAUCAAGUGGAACAGAAGCGAGAGGAAUUGAGGAAGCAACGGGCCAAAAAUACAGAUCAAGUUGAACUGGUCUUGGUUUUUUACGUUAAGCAUCUUUAUCUGUGUGUGAAGACACAAUUAUUUAUUGUUUAAAAGUUUACACAUUCAUAAUCAAUCAGCGCCUCUUCAAGCUAAAACCCUGGUUCUAUUAAAAAAUGAUCGAUUAAAAACAGAAAUGUUAAUUCAAGUGCUUGGUGAAGAGGUAUGUCUUUAGAUUUCGUUUGAAGACCUCCAGUGACUGUUCCCUGGACAGCCAUGGGAAGGUCAUUUCACUAACUGGAUGUCAAGACAGAGAAGAGUUUUGAUGCGUGUUCUUCUUGUAUUUUGAGAGAUAGUGGGUACAGUUGAGCUGUGCUAGAGGCUCAAAAGGAGCAUGGUGCAGAGCCGGUAUGAUCAGAGCAUUAAGGUAUGUGGGUGCUGGUCUGUUUUUGGCUUUGCUGGCAAGUAUCAGUGUUUUAAAUGUUUAAGUAUGUGAGCAUGUUUACUGUCUUGUGUAUUAAUUGUCCUAAGUAUUUAUUCUCCUGAGCAUUAAUGGUCCUGUAUAUGUUUUGUCAUGAACAUUUAUUGUCCUGAGUAUUUACUGUCCUGUGCGUAUUAUCCUGUGCAUUUUUUUGUCUUGAAUAUUUAUUGUCCUGUGUAUAUUUUGUCCUUGGUGACUUUUCACUUUGUCUGAUUCACUGAAUACCUCUCAAUUUUAUAGCUGGGAUAUGCUAUUGAAUAUUUCAAUUCGUAUUGUAAAUUGUUUUUCCAAUAGAAAUGGCCGGCUCUUUGUCGCGGCCUUUUCGGCUGUUUUGGGCAGUUUUAUUUUUGGAUACGCCAUGGUAUUUCCCUCUGCGGUGAUUCCACAGCUUCAGGAGGAUGACGAUCCACGUCUGCUCAUGGACAUUGAUCAGAUUUCCUGGUUUGGAUCUAUUUUUGCGAUUGGAGUUAUAGCCGGAGGGUUGAGUGCCAUGCUGAUGAAUGACAAAUUGGGAAGGAAACACAGCAUCAUGAUAUCUGUAAUUCCCUUCAUGGCGGGGUUUCUCAUGAUGGCGGCAGCGAGGGAGUGGUUAUUGCUUCUCCUGGGCAGAUUACUCACAGGCAUCGCUUCUGGGAUUACAGCCAGCUCCAUUCCUGUCUAUGUGUCAGAGAUUUCACAUCCAGGUGUCAGAGGAGCCCUGGGAGCCAGUCCUCAAAUCAUGAUGGUCAUUGGAGGUCUGGCACUCUACGCUCUUGGUUUGGUUCUGCCGUGGCAGUGGCUGGCUAUAGCUGGCGAAGUUCCAGGUCUGAUUAUGCUAAUGCUUCUGUGCUUCAUGCCGAACUCUCCACGUUACCUCAUCACCAAAGGCAAAUGGGACGAGGCUGCCAGAGCCCUCCAAUGGCUCAGGGGCCCUGAUUCAAACUAUAUCACUGAACUCAAUCAAAUUCAACAGAGUGUCAAUUCCCAGGACAGAAUGACGUGUUCAGAUCUUAGAAGUCCAUUCUACUACAAGCCAAUCUUGAUCUCUGUGUUUAUGAGACUCCUGCAGCAGAUGACAGGUAUUACACCCAUCUUGAUUUAUUUGGAGCCAAUCUUUGAGAAAACAGCUGUUUCACUGGAACCUAAGUACGAUGCAGCCAUAGUGGGACUUGUUAGACUGGUUACUAUUAUAAUUGCAGCCUGUUUAAUGGACAAAGCUGGCAGGAAAUCUUUUCUCUACGCAUCAGCAUUUAUAAUGUUUCUGGCCAUGCUGACAAUGACUGUGUACACCCACAAAACAUCAUGUGAUUCUGGGAACAUAACUGUUGCGUUGCAGUGUGCAACAAAGUCAUUUGGAGUCAUGACUGGUUUUGAUUUCAAAUCUGGCACAGUUAUCCCCCUCAUCAGCAUCAUCUUUAUUGCACUUGGUUAUGUAAUAGGCUGGGGUCCGAUCACAUGGCUGCUGAUGUCAGAGCUCCUGCCGAUGAAAGUGCGCGGCUUUGUUUCAGGCGUGUGUGUGGUGGUCAGCUAUAUCACUACUUUUUUGCUGACACAAUUCUUCAUGCAGGCAGUGGAGGCAUUUGGACUCUUUGCACUGUUUCUGUUCUUCUGUGUAAUCUGCGUGGUGAACAUCAUAUUCACAGCCAAGUGUGUCCCUGAAACAAAAGGGCGAACACUGGAGGAAAUUGAGAACUAUUUCAGAACUGGACGCACCUUCACCAUUGUUGAGAGUUAAUACUGCAAUCAGGGAAACUCUGAAAUGACUACAUAACUACAUUACUCUUUUCAACCUGUCUUAGUAUAUUUUGGUGAUUCCAUUUGUAAAGCUAUUUUUUGCUGUGAAUAUUAUAUGUAACUAACUAAGUACUGUAAGGUGAUGACAUAAAGUACUGUACAAAUACACUGUACUCUACAAAUACACUGUAAAAAAUGCAAUAUGUUUGUGCCAAAUUUUGCUCUGACAUUUUUUUACUUUAAUGGGUGAAACUGGUGCCAGUCUAGUGACUUUGUGACAUCUGAACAAAGAUUAGUCUGUUGUGAGCAUAGAGCAUUCUGAGCACUUGUGGUUUGCAUGAGAGGAAAUGUAACCGUACCAUAAAAUAUCUACUGGCUUUGACAAGCCUGUGAAUUUAGGUUGAUCAAGCUUCUCAUUUAGUCUACAAUAUAAUAUUUUAGCUGUAUAAAUAAUUAUGUAAAAUAUUUUUAGUAUUCAUAUUGUUACAACAUCUUUGGGAUGGGAAGUUUUUUUUUUGUGGUGCCAUAUUUUUGUGUGCAGGUCCGCACUCCCUCCCAGAGUUUCCAGCUUGCCCUACCCUGCCUUGCUCCCGCCUCCCUGGAUGACAUCACUAAUUGACCACCCUAUUUAAAGAGGAAGAGGAGUGUGAAUGAUGUGUUGGGUGUGGUUUGUAGGUGAUAUGCUGACUGCUGUUUGGAGUUUGGUUGUUCCUGUUUGUCUAUUCUAUGCACCACUGUAUACAUUUUGCUCUCAGUUCACUGGCAGUAGGGGUGUGGCUGGCAUCUCUUUUGGGAGAGGGGUCCUUUUGUCUCUGUUUUUGGCUGGGGUAUUUAGUGAAGUACUUGUAUCUUCUUUAUUUUCCUUUUAGGUAAGCUAGCUACCAAACCAAGAAUCCUUUUGUUUAUUAAUUUGGCCUUGGCGCACCCUGAAGGUAUGUCUGGUGUUUGGUUCUUUUGUGCAAUUCUGUGUGUAUAGCUGUUACAAUAUACCAACUUUUUAACACAAACCUGGUUGUGUUGUUCCUGGCUUCCCUUAUUUUAAGGUUAAAUUCCAUUGAAUCGUGAGCUGGCUACUGUGUGGCCUAACCUAAACUGGACUGAAACAAUACUUUAUCUCUAAAGCCAGCUAAUUAUACCCAGCCAGCACAUAGUUUUCAAUAAACUACAAGGACAUCAAGAGAUCCAGAUAAUGUAGUUAGCAAUAAUUGUUGCUUAGCUGACAGGUUUUCUGUUUUUAUGGACACUUUAUUCUAAGCAUCACAUUCUCUUGAUCAUCUGAUUACAGCAGGCCUGAGUUUGCACAAUAUAACUAUUCAUCAACUGAACAUGCAGUCUACAGCUGACUACAAUUUUUCUUCAUCUGUUCAUUAUAGAUUUCUUAUUUAGGCCAGUAAGAGUUCUGUGGUAGUUUUGGCUGAACAAGUUACUUAGAGUUUACACAAAAAAUAAGACAAGCAGAAUGUAUUAGUAAAGGGUGGUUUUUUAUUUUUUUUAUUUGUUUGUAAGAAGUACUACUUUAAUCAGACACUUUAAUUUUUUUGAGGAGGUAAUGUGUAUUUUAAUGUGCAUAGAUCUACAUUACAAAGAUUACACAUGAGAACUUGUGGUUCUCCGAAGAAAUCUACAUUCUAGUGUUUUAAUACUAUACUAUCUAUAUAGUUGAUUUUAGCUAAGAAAAGAGGGUGUUCCUUGUGCGUUGUCUUCUGACUGAAGCCUAACAGACCCAAAACGCUUGCCUUGAAUGAACCACAAACGCUACCACAAGAUAGUUGAAGACAAGGUCAUUUGUGACCAAAGCCAGUAAGGCUACAUCAUUGGUGUUAACUUCUCACUAAAAUAGUAUUUAGAAGUUUAUGUAGAGUAAUUAUGAAUUGCUCAGAACUUAUAUGGCUAUCAUAUGGAGAAGGUAGAAAAAAGUACUGGCAGCUUGUGAGAAAUGCCGUUUCACAAGAAAGUCAUGCUAUGCCAAAGAGUAAAAUGUAGAAGUGCCAGUACUGCGUACCGUGAGUUCUGGCACUGGUGACAACUACCUAUUUGCAUUCAGCCAGUUUGUAUGAGCAGAGUUGUCAUGCUAGAUAACAUUUGUGUGAUGAGGAAUAAAGUUGUUAGUUAGACUUAGCUAAUGUAUUGACACAUUCCUUGGUGAAAGAGGCUGGUAGAGCUUUCAGAGAUUAGGCUACUGGCCUUUCAUUCUGUUCAAAAACUACACUCACUAACCUUUCACUUAUUGCCCGUUUCUUC
Ictalurus punctatus (channel catfish) is the source of this 5161-nucleotide messenger RNA. RefSeq names its product solute carrier family 2, facilitated glucose transporter member 6. Gene Ontology annotation, biological process: transmembrane transport. The coding region runs from base 1455 to 2921 and encodes 488 amino acids. The record is from RefSeq and is a predicted model, not a curated record. NCBI's taxonomy places the organism in Eukaryota, Metazoa, Chordata, Actinopteri, Siluriformes, Ictaluridae. Gene Ontology annotation, molecular function: transmembrane transporter activity. The transcript has 10 exons. Gene Ontology annotation, cellular component: membrane.